Messenger RNA from Esox lucius (northern pike), 2705 nucleotides. RefSeq names its product galactose-1-phosphate uridylyltransferase (gene galt). Bases 326 to 1447 code for a protein of 373 amino acids. The record is from RefSeq and is a predicted model, not a curated record. Gene Ontology annotation, biological process: beta-D-galactose catabolic process via UDP-galactose, Leloir pathway. Gene Ontology annotation, molecular function: zinc ion binding; UDP-glucose:hexose-1-phosphate uridylyltransferase activity. Lineage: Eukaryota; Metazoa; Chordata; Actinopteri; Esociformes; Esocidae. The transcript is spliced from 10 exons. Gene Ontology annotation, cellular component: cytoplasm.
UUUUCGCGCGAGGACGCCGGAUUUUCGAUGUCACGUGUCUUGUGUUCAGUCUGCAAGAUAGCGUGAAACCGCUUUCGUGUUGUUGUUAACUAUUAAAGGUGUAUAAACUACUAUACAUACUAUAAACGGUACCUACUUGUUGUGCUGAACGCGCUUUUAUCUCCACGGUACAUGCCUCCCCCAACAGUAUUAUGCGUUCGUAUGGGCAGCGUUGAUACUCGCACAUUUUAGUAGAAAUUGAGGUUUCAGAACAGCAUUAGAUUUACCCGGUUUGUAGCUUCAGAGGUUUUGACUUCACAGGACAACUUUCACAAAGACCCCUGCAAUGCUCAGCAAUACUGAAGUCCGCUUUGAUCCAAAAGAUGUGUGUGUGUGUGUAUCAGAACACCAGCACCUGCGUUAUAACCCCUUGCGGGACACGUGGGUUCUGGUAUCGGCCCAUCGGAUGAAGAGGCCUUGGAGCGGCCAGGUGGAGAAGGAGGAGGAACUCCACGUCCCCCGACAUGACCCAAACAACCCCCUCUGUCCUGGGAACACCAGAGCCAAUGGAGAGGUGAACCCAGACUAUGAGAGCACCUUUGUAUUUGAGAAUGACUUCCCAGCCCUUCAGCCCGAUGGUCCAGACCCAGGCUCAGAUCAACACCCAUUGUUCCAGUCCAAAGCAGCCCGGGGCCUCUGCAAGGUGAUGUGUUUCCAUCCCUGGUCGGAUGUCACCUUGUCUGUCAUGGCCAUACCUGACAUCAUCAAAGUGAUUGACAAGUGGGCAGAGCUCAUGGUGGAUCUAGGGUCUACCUACCCCUGGGUCCAGAUUUUUGAAAAUAAAGGAGCCAUGAUGGGCUGUUCCAACCCCCAUCCUCACUGUCAAGUGUGGGCCAGUAGCUUCUUGCCAAAUGAGGCCUCCCUGUCUGACCGCUGCCAGAGAGAAUACCUGAAAAACCAUGGGGAACCUCUUCUGUUACAGUAUGCUAAGAUGGAGGCAGAGAGUCAGGAGCGUGUGGUGGUCCAGAAUUCUGAUUGGCUGGCUGUGGUUCCAUAUUGGGCCACCUGGCCAUUCCAGACCUUGCUGUUACCGCGGAGACACGUCUUGAGACUAACAGACCUCACCAGCCAGGAGAAAGAGGGACUGGCCUCCAUUAUGAAGCAACUCCUGACUAAAUAUGACAACUUGUUUCACAUGUCCUUCCCCUACUCCAUGGGCUGGCACGGUGCCCCUACUGGGCCCCACCUUCAAGAGGACCAGUCUCACUGGCAGCUCCAUGCUCACUACUACCCCCCCCUGCUGCGCUCCGGAACCAUCCGCAAGUUCAUGGUGGGUUAUGAGAUGCUGGCCCAGGAGCAGAGGGACCUCACACCUGAACAGGCAGCUCAACGACUCCGGGACCUCCCAGAAGAACACUACAAGACCCAAGCGAUGGGAGGAGAUGUGGAGACGGUUGGGGAGAAGUAGAAAUUAAAGAAAAGGGAAAAGUAUGAAGAGGAAAUGAAGGAGGAGGAGAGAAGGGAUGAGGAGAGAAGAAUGGAGAGAAGGGAUGAGAAGAUGAGUGAGGAGAGAAGGGAUGAGUAUCCUGCCAUCCAGUGAAUCCAGGAAAGCAACCUUACAUUUGAAUUUGAUCACAUGAUGAUUAUUUAAGUUGCCUGUGACAUCGACACCUGAAUGUAUGAAUAACUGAGUGGCUUUCAGUAUAAUAACAUUUGAUGGAGAAAAUCUGAAGGGGAAAUGUAAUUAUUCAUUUUUAAUGCUAGCCUGACUUUUUCUGCUACACAACUUCUCCACGGGGGACUUCCAGAAUAAUAGCUUUUCUUCAUUAAUGAAAUGUUUCUGAAAUAAUAAAAAAAUCAUGUAUAUAACAAUGUCUUAUGUCUUCAAGUGGUUUCAGGUUUAAUUACUUAUUUUUACAUUACUUUAGGCUACCCAAGAAGUUGACAAAGCAUGUAUAAUGUAAAUUUUUACAUUUACAACAAAAAUCUAUUUUCACCUCUAGUCUGUGUAUAUAUCAUGUUGUCAAUCUUUCUGUCUCUGCCUUUUCUUAUGGUAUCAUAGUGAUAUAUUGUCCCAAAUAGCACACUGUGUCCUUUACAGUGCUCCACUUGUAUUUAGGCAUAUACCAGACCCUGCCUUCUGCGCUUUGUUAUCUGCAGUAUGCAUUCCUAAAGCCCUAUUAUGUUUAGUGUAAUAUUUAUCAUUGUGCUCUGUAUUACAGCAUGUUUAUUAUACUGCAGGCCUACAGUCUGUUAUUCUCUGGUCAAUUGUUGUGUUGUAAUGAUGUCUUAGUAUGUAUGAGACCAGCAUGGCAUGAAUACCUAAACUCUUAUUGGUAGUGAAUAUCCAUAGUGUUUUUUUAACUGUCUUAUCUGUGGUCAAAUGACAAAACAUUGAUAUGUUCAUGUGUAGAUUUGCAGAAACAUGCAUUUUUUAGAUCCUUGUUUCUUUGAAUGUUAAAUUAAAUGAGGAAUCAUCAUUAAGCAAGACUACAUAAGGCAGAUUUGGGAUGCAUUUAGUCAAGAUACUAGUCAAUGAAGAUGUCACAAAGCACCAAAAGGACAAAACCUCUGGGCAAUUCCAAACCAUGUGAAUAAUAGUUCCAGGAAUACGCUGGGUGCAAAGCAUACAAGCAGAGGUUGUGUUUAUGUUCAUCUGAAAUAGUUUUUUGGGAGGUAAGGUAAGUCGUAUGAAAUUAUAAUAUGUCAUUUGGUGAUUUGGGUUU